Molecule: messenger RNA, 677 nt
Organism: Lontra canadensis (Northern American river otter)
Lineage: Eukaryota; Metazoa; Chordata; Mammalia; Carnivora; Mustelidae
Gene: CIAO2B
Product: cytosolic iron-sulfur assembly component 2B
Exons: 5
Coding region: 12-464 (150 amino acids)
Biological process (GO): iron-sulfur cluster assembly
Cellular component (GO): cytosolic [4Fe-4S] assembly targeting complex
Source: RefSeq, a predicted model, not a curated record
AGCGGAAGUGCAUGCCUACGGCGGCCGGCAGCAGUUUCGCGAUGGUGGGCGGCGGUGGGAUGGGUGGCGGCCUCCUGGAGAACGCUAACCCGCUCAUCUACGAGCGCUCUGGGGAGCGACCGGUGACCGCGGGCGAGGAGGACGAGCAGGUUCCAGACAGCAUCGACGCGCGCGAGAUCUUCGAUCUGAUUCGCUCCAUCAAUGACCCGGAGCAUCCACUGACCCUGGAAGAAUUGAACGUAGUGGAGCAAGUCCGGGUUCAGGUGAGCGACCCCGAGAGUACGGUGGCUGUGGCCUUCACACCCACCAUUCCACACUGCAGCAUGGCCACUCUUAUCGGCCUGUCCAUCAAAGUCAAGCUUCUUCGAUCCCUUCCCCAGCGUUUCAAGAUGGAUGUGCACAUUACACCAGGAACUCAUGCCUCGGAGCAUGCAGGACACAGCACCAGGGUGUGUCAGACUUGAUAGUACAGGAGGUAGCAGACACCCGCAGCCAGGUGGGAGGGAUCCUAAUACGGUGGGGGUAGGUGUUGGCUCAGGUGGUUUGGGUGGCUUGGUCGAGGCUUGGGGUCACGGGAAGGAGGUGACAGGAGGUUGGUGCAAGUGUGUACGUAUAUAUGCAAAGGUUAGAAGUGGGGUUGGCUGGCAUGGUGGCCAGAGCCUGGCUUUGAUCCUCCU